AUGAAGUUUUUCCAGUACCAAUUCAUUGCAGAGAUUUUUAUUUCCUCAGAGAAUAAUCGUGCUAAAAACCAGAGGACUGCCAAGUGGACAAAUAAUGGAAGUCUUAAUGCAAAGAAAAGCAAGUCAGUCUGUGACAGAAAGGCUAUGCAUGGCCCCACUCAAUAUAUAACUCCUGUCUGCACUCCAUUAAAGAAACUGAACGUUUGGAAGAUUGAGAAAAUUAUUGACAAAAGGAAAAAUGAAAAGGGUAAAACUGAGUAUUUGGUUCAAUGGAAGGACUAUGGCAGUGAGGAAGACACAUGGGAGCCAGUGCUGCACCUCAAAAAUUGUAAGGAUUUCACCCGAGCUUUCAAUAGACAUCAUACUAAAAAGAAGAGAGUAAGCAAACUGACCAGGAGAUGCAGGGCCUCCUCAAAGAAGUCUCAAAAAAACAUUUCCAGAUCCACAAAAACGAUAUUGUCUCUUACCUCUCCUAAAUUGAUAGAGAUUGGCAAGACCCCUGAGCACCAAAAAGAUCCACUCUUUGGCAGCAGUCAAAAUGUCAAGAGAAACUCUAUCUCAUCUCUCACAGGCCAGAAGACUAUGGAGGAUAAAAAGACACUUGUGCCUUGCAGCCCGAUGAAGUGUGAGAUGGUAGAAAAUGACAUUCAAAAAGAGAGCCUGCAGGAACUCCGGGACCCCACUGAACAAUGUCUGGACGACAGGUCAGUGCCACUUGUAGCUGCAGACAAGAGACAUGGAGCUUUAGUGGGCCUUUGGGUGGAGAAACUGAGGAUGGAGGAUGGGCUCAAAAUAGCUUCUCUAGAUUCUGUGGUUCCUGGCCCUGUAUCUGCAGCCAUAGUCAUAGACUUGACCACUAGCAGAAAAUGUAAGUCUCCAUUUCCAAGUGAAUUAGAUGCCAAUGGAACAACCAGGAUGCAGACACCUGUCAUGGGAAUUGAGAAAAUUAUUGACAAAAGGAAAAAUGAAAAGGGUAAAACUGAGUAUUUGGUUCAAUGGAAGGACUAUGGCAGUGAGGAAGACACAUGGGAGCCAGUGCUGCACCUCAAAAAUUGUAAGGAUUUCACCCGAGCUUUCAAUAGACAUCAUACUAAAAAGAAGAGAGUAAGCAAACUGACCAGGAGAUGCAGGGCCUCCUCAAAGAAGUCUCAAGAAAACAUUUCCAGAUCCACAAAAACGAUAUUGUCUCUUACCUCUCCUAAAUUGAUAGAGAUUGGCAAGACCCAUGAGCACCAAAAAGAUCCACUCUUUGGCAGCAGUCAAAAUGCCAAGAGAAACUCUACCUCAUCUCUCACAGACCAGAAGACUAUGGAGGGUAAAAAGACACUUGUGCCUUACAGCCCCAUGAAGUAUGAGAUGGUAGAAAAUGACAUUCAAAAAGAGAGCCUGCAGGAACUCCGGGACCCCACUGAACAAUGUCUGGACGACAGGUCAGUGCCACUUGUAGCUGCAGACAAGAGACAUGGAGCUUUAGUGGGCCUUUGGGUGGAGAAACUGAGGAUGGAGGAUGGGCUCAAAAUAGCUUCUCUAGAGUCUGUGGUUCCUGGCCCUGUACCUGCAGCCAUGGUCAUAGAUUUGACCACUAGCAGAAAAUGUAAGUCUCCAUUUCCAAGUGAAUUAGAUGCCAAUGGAACAACCAGGAUGCAGACACCUGUCAUGGGAGUGAGGGCUGGGAAGAGGAAAAUUCUUGAUGAAAGAACACACCAGCCUUCUGAUAAACAUUUGCAUUUCAGCCUGAGACAAAUAGAAAAUACUUACAGAUAUAAAGAUAUUGUUGUCUGGAAGCGGGAUGGCUUCACUCACAUCUUGCUAUCUACAAAAUCAUCAAAGGAUAACUCCCUGAAUCAGGUAAUGAAAGAAGUCCAGAGUGCCUUGAACAUGGCUGCUGCCACUGACAGCAAGAUUGUGCUUCUCAGUGCAGUGGGCAGUAUGUUCUGCUGUGGACUUGACUUUGCUUAUUUUUUACGGUGUUUAACAAACAACAGGAAGAGAGAAAGUGAAAUGGCAGAAGCUGUCAAAACCUUUGUGAAUUCAUUCAUUCAGUUCCCAUUUAUUUUAGCAAUAAAUGGCCCAGCCAUUGGCUUAGGAGCCUCCAUACUGCCUCUCUGUGAUACAGUCUGGGCAAGUGAUAAACCUUGGUUUCAAACGCCCUACACUGUGUUUGGACAGAGCCCUGAUGGUUGUUCUUCUGUCACAUUUCCAAAAAUUAUGGGAAGGGCAUCUGCAAGUGAAAUGCUGCUCAGUGGGCGAAAGCUGACUGCCCAGGAGGCAUGUGAAAAAGGACUGGUCUCCCAAACAUUCUGGCCUGAAACCUUCAACCAAAAAGUCAUGUUUAGGAUCCAGGCAAUGGCCUCAGGUGAUCCUGUUGUGCUUGAGGAGUCCAAAACCCUCAUGCACUGUCAUAUGCAGCAUGAAUUAGAAAAGGCCAAUGAAAGAGAAUGUGAAGUUCUCAAGAAAAUCUGGAGCUCCCAAGGCAUGGACUACAUGCUCAAGUACUUGGAGAAGAAGACGAAUGACUUUUGAUCUAAUGACUGGUCAGGUGCAUAUCGUUGCACUGAGAAGGACAUUAGAAGCAACAAAUUGCCCUAUGCCCCCCUCACAGCGUGAAGCAAGUUCAUCCUUACUUUAACUAGAACAUGGGACUGGAAAAACA
Messenger RNA from Tupaia belangeri chinensis (Chinese tree shrew), 2653 nucleotides. RefSeq names its product chromodomain Y-like protein. Lineage: Eukaryota; Metazoa; Chordata; Mammalia; Scandentia; Tupaiidae. Gene Ontology annotation, cellular component: nucleus. Gene Ontology annotation, molecular function: transcription corepressor activity. The record is from RefSeq and is a predicted model, not a curated record.